This is a messenger RNA of Neoarius graeffei (lesser salmon catfish), 2226 nucleotides long. RefSeq names its product NOVA alternative splicing regulator 1 (gene nova1). Gene Ontology annotation, cellular component: nucleus; cytoplasm. The record is from RefSeq and is a predicted model, not a curated record. Lineage: Eukaryota; Metazoa; Chordata; Actinopteri; Siluriformes; Ariidae. Gene Ontology annotation, molecular function: mRNA binding. The transcript has 4 exons. Bases 703 to 2226 code for a protein of 507 amino acids. Gene Ontology annotation, biological process: mRNA splicing, via spliceosome; regulation of alternative mRNA splicing, via spliceosome.
UCAGGAGUCACGGUGAAGUGGGUUUUCCGCGUUGAGGGGAAAUUAAAACUAUGUUUUAGAGUAAAUUCAGACCUACUUUUGUGUCCGGUUGUAAUGUAGGCGAGUUAUUUAUCUUUCUUCACGGCGCUGAUAAAGCGCAUUCAAACUCGCGCUGAAAUAUUUCUGAGGUAAAUUAGCCGGCUAGCUGAGGGGAGUCAGAGCUCAGUUUCCGCUCGAUGCCCGAGCACUUCUCAACUCAGGCGGGUCAAAAUAGUUCUCAGGGUUACCGAGAGUGCUGUUUAGUGUGUGAGAGAGACAGAGAACCGAAAAGUGGCCUGAGACGCGUAAAGUUACCUCAGAAACCUGUAAGCUUUAGCUUGAACUUUGUCACCAAAAUCGUCGGGUUAAAAGCGCACACCCUGCGUCCUUCUGCACGAGGUAGGGUUCGAGACUCGCACAGCGGCUUCCCGGUGCUGAGUGACUGCGGGUUCGGGACGGAGACUGGAGCGUCUCGAGUGUCGGAGUGUCGGGCGCGCUGCUGGGAAUAAGCUAGCUUAGCUUUACCACAAUGAAUUUAUGAUUUUUUUUUAAUUCCUGUUUAGACCCCGAGGAAGAGAAACAAGGUGUGUAGGUUUCUUUCUUUCUUUCUUUAAACCAAACAAAACCCGCUACGCAAAACGCGACCUUUUAAAUCCCCACCUUCCCUCCGGGUGUCGGUGGGAAAUGAUGGCCGGCGGGGCGCUUCAGCAGAACGGGAUCCCGGUGGCGGUGCUCACGGCUCAGGAGCAGCAGCAGCAGGUCCCGCAGUCUCCUCCUCCACCGCCGCCACACAUGGAGUCCGAGGUGCUGGAUUCCCGAAAAAGACCGCUGGAGACUCCGACUGAGGCAGGAAGCACCAAGCGCACCAACACAGGGGAAGAGGGUGAGUACUUCUUGAAAGUGCUGAUCCCCAGCUAUGCGGCCGGUUCAAUUAUCGGUAAAGGAGGACAGACCAUCGUCCAGCUGCAGAAGGAGACUGGAGCCACCAUCAAACUGUCCAAAUCUAAAGAUUUCUACCCAGGUACGACAGAGCGUGUGUGUUUAAUCCAGGGUACGGUGGAGGCGCUGAAUGGAGUUCAUAACUUCAUCGCUGAGAAAGUGCGUGAAAUGCCACAAAGCAGCCAGAAAAGUGAACCAGUCAGCAUCCUGCAGCCUCAAACCACCGUCAACCCCGACCGAGUCAAGCAGGCUAAACUGAUCGUGCCCAACAGCACAGCUGGGCUGAUCAUUGGUAAGGGUGGAGCAACGGUGAAGUCAGUGAUGGAGCAAUCGGGAGCAUGGGUGCAGCUCUCGCAGAAGCCCGAGGGCAUCAACCUGCAGGAGAGAGUGGUGACAGUGAGUGGAGAACCUGAACAGAACCGCAAGGCUGUAGAGAUCAUUGUACAGAAGAUCCAGGAGGACCCUCAGAGCAGUAGCUGUCUCAACAUCAGCUACUCCAAUGUCACAGGACCUGUGGCCAACUCCAACCCCACGGGCUCACCGUACGCCAACAGUGCUGAGGUUCUGCCUAGUGCUGCUGCUGCCGCUGCUGCCACUGCAUCCACACUACUGGGUCAGGCAGGCCUUGCCAGUUUCCCUUCUGCGAUGUCUGGCUUCUCCGGCAAUGACCUGCUGGCCAUCACCUCCGCCCUGAACACGCUCGCGAGUUAUGGCUACAACACCAACACUCUGGGGCUCGGCCUGAACCCAGCAGCCGCCUCUGGGGUGUUAGCUGCCGUUGCUGCUAGUGCUAACCCUGCAGCUGCUGCCGCAGCUAACCUUUUAGCAUCGUACGCCAGCGAGGCAUCCGGAGGAGCGGCUCACCCGGCUGCACCUGGGCUUGCUGGCUUCUCGCUUGGUUCUCUGGCAGCUGCCACGGGAGCUUCCAAUGGCUACCUGAACCCGGCCUCCUCCCCGCUGGUGGCCAGCUCACUGCUGGGGACUGAGAAACUUGCAGAGGGUGGCAAGGAGGUGUUGGAGAUCGCUGUGCCCGAGAACCUGGUGGGCGCCAUUUUAGGGAAGGGGGGGAAGACGCUGGUGGAGUACCAGGAGCUGACAGGGGCACGCAUCCAGAUCUCCAAGAAGGGCGAGUUCAUCCCAGGCACACGCAACCGCAAAGUGACCAUCACAGGGUCCCCGGCAGCAACACAGGCCGCGCAGUAUCUCAUCAGCCAGCGGAUCACGUACGAGCAAGGCGUCCGCGCCACAAACCCUCAGAAAGUGGGCUAG